AAUAACAAAAUAACAAAGCCUGUGGCUUUUCAGUGUCUUGAUCCUAAAAACAAAAGUGAGGGGUGUUUCUCUGCGCCGUCUGCUGGUCACUGGAGAGGCGCGCGGUCAGCGUUACGCAUUCCAGCGGAACACCGAGCGCAGGAUGGCCGACACUCAGGGCGAGAUCAGCGGCCACGUCUGCCGGCGACCGGCUCCGGUACAGACCUUUAACCACAGAUCCUCAAAGUGGGUCCGUUUGAACGUCGGUGGCACGUAUUUUCUGACCACUAGACAGACGCUCUGCCGGGAUCCCAAAUCGUUCCUGUUCCGACUGUGCCAAACGGAGCCAUACCUCGAUUCUGAUAAGGAUGAGUCCGGGGCGUAUUUGAUUGACAGGGAUCCCAUGUAUUUCGGGCCUGUGCUGAAUUACCUGAGACAUGGGAAGCUGGUCCUCAACAAGAACCUGACGGAGGAGGGAGCUCUUGAAGAGGCCGAGUUUUACAACAUCACAUCAUUAAUAAAACUAAUCAAAGAAAAGAUCAGUGAAAGAGAAGCCAAGACGACACACACGCCGGUCAAGCAUGUUUACAGAGUGUUGCAGUGUCAAGAGGAAGAACUUACUCAGAUGGUCUCGACCAUGUCAGACGGAUGGAAGUUCGAGCAGCUUGUCAGUGUAGGUUAUGGGCGGGCCCAGAAGUCAGAGUUUUUCCUGAUUGUGUCUCGCGAGGUGAAGGGGGAGGAGUCAAGCCAAACUCACCCCGCCCACAGUGGAGAGCUGGUCAAUAUCGGAUCCUCUUAUAACUAUGGUAAUGAAGAUCAGGCGGAGUUCUUGUGUGUUGUUUCUAAGGAACUGCACAACCAAUCAUACAGCAGCAACACUCAACCCAGUGAGAAAGCCAAGAUUCUACAGGAACGUGGUUCUAGAAUAUGAUCACCUAGAGCUCCCACAUUUUGGGACACAUUGUAUCAGCUGUUUCUAGAACUUUUCAUAAGCUUGUUCUCUUCACGCCUCAAGAGCACUGGACACCUGCCGCACGCAAGCAGCACAUGAAGAGCAUGUCCACUGCAAUCCAGUCUUCCUGGUGCUUGUUUGUUUUGAUCUUCAUGGAUUCAGAGACAGGAUCUGGAGAGCUGGAGCAAUGUCAGUCUCAGGGAACAAAAGGAAAUGGACAGGUCACUCCGAAUCACUGCCCACCUCUUACCACAAUCACUACAGUGGACAUUCAUGGACAUACAGUGGGGUCCAAAAGGGAUAAUACAUUUAAAACGAAUGCUUUUCUUCACAAAUCUCUCCCUUUUUCUUUAAUCAAUAACAUGAAGAAAACCUGAUGGUCAUGUACUCCUGUAUGAUUUGCAAUGUUUCAAAGAGCGUCUUGAGCUUCAGUGGAAGCAGGAAAAUCACAUGAUCAACGUCAUUUGAUUAGACACCGAUAUAGUACAGUCUUUAUUUAACAUUAAUUCAAAAGAGAAAAUUAUGUGAACUCUUUUUGUAAAGGUUUUUUUUUUAAUCCCUUUUCUUUGGUCUCAGACUUUUGGACCCUACUGUCCUAUGAGUUAUAUAUGCAACAAAAGUGAUUUUGAAAAUCAGUAAAAAUUUGGCAAUAGCACCAUGGUUGAGCACAAAUUUCAAUGCAAGAUUUUAGUGCUGAGAAAUAUUUCUUAGUGUUGAGAUUUUAGCUACACUAACAUUCAUAACAAGUCUGGGGUUGGUAAGAUUUUUAAAUAUUUUUUUUAUAAGUAUAAUCUCUGCAUUAGUUUGAUCAAAAAUGCAGUAAAAGCAGUAAUAUUGUGAAGUUUUAUUACAAUUAACUGUCACAUGA
Messenger RNA from Cyprinus carpio (common carp), 1799 nucleotides. It is a transcript of the gene kctd5b, whose product is annotated as potassium channel tetramerization domain containing 5b. Gene Ontology annotation, molecular function: cullin family protein binding. Lineage: Eukaryota; Metazoa; Chordata; Actinopteri; Cypriniformes; Cyprinidae. Gene Ontology annotation, biological process: protein homooligomerization; proteasome-mediated ubiquitin-dependent protein catabolic process. The record is from RefSeq and is a predicted model, not a curated record. Gene Ontology annotation, cellular component: cytoplasm; Cul3-RING ubiquitin ligase complex.